AUGCAUGCGAGCUCUUCCCUAUAUCUCAUCCUCCUCUUCAUUUCCACCGUUUCUUUCGCCGCCGGCGAGAGAUUCAAAGAAGCUCCGGAGUUUUUCAACUCCCCGGAGUGUCACACCGUCGAAAACGACGACGGUUUCUUCUGUUCAGACAAAGCCGUCCACGUGGCAAUGACCUUAGACGCGGCUUACCUCCGUGGCUCAAUGGCCGUGAUUCUCUCCGUCCUCCAACACUCCUCUUGUCCACAAAACAUUGUUUUCCACUUCGUGACUUCAAAACAAACCCACCGACUCCAAAACUACGUCGUUUCUUCUUUCCCUUACUUGAAAUUCCGUAUUUACCCUUACGACGUAGCCGCGAUCUCCGGCCUCAUCUCCACCUCCAUCCGCUCGGCGCUUGACUCUCCGUUAAACUACGCAAGAAACUACCUCGCCGAGAUCCUCCCCACGUGCCUCUCACGUGUAGUCUACCUAGACUCAGAUCUCAUACUCGUCGACGAUAUCUCCAAGCUCUACUCCACUCACAUACCAAACGACGUCGUUUUAGCCGCGCCGGAGUAUUGCAACGCCAACUUCACCACUUACUUCACACCGACGUUUUGGUCAAACCCUUCUCUCUCCAUAACACUCUCUCUCAACCGUCUCCGACCACCGUGUUACUUCAACACCGGAGUGAUGGUCAUCGAGUUAAAGAAAUGGAGAGAAGGAGAUUACACGAGGAAGAUCAUAGAGUGGAUGGAGUUACAAAAACGGAUCAGAAUCUACGAGUUAGGAUCUUUACCACCGUUUUUACUUGUCUUCGCCGGAAACAUAGCUCCGGUGGAUCACCGGUGGAACCAACACGGUUUAGGAGGAGACAAUUUCAGAGGAUUGUGUCGAGAUUUGCAUCCUGGUCCAGUGAGUUUGUUGCAUUGGAGUGGGAAAGGGAAGCCUUGGGUAAGGUUAGACGAUGGUCGACCUUGUCCGCUCGAUGCACUUUGGGUUCCCUAUGAUUUGUUAGAGUCAAGGUUCGACCUCAUCGAGAGUUAG
This is a messenger RNA of Arabis nemorensis, 1026 nucleotides long. Lineage: Eukaryota; Viridiplantae; Streptophyta; Magnoliopsida; Brassicales; Brassicaceae. The record is from the annotation of a GenBank genome assembly.